UAGCUAGAACUAACUGUAAGUAGAAGGCGGCCCUAUCCCACAUCAUCCAUCUGCGCUCACAGCGGGGAUUCGACAUGGAGCAUAGGAGGCAAGGGUAGCACUAGCAGCACGCUCAAAUAAGGAAGGAAUCUGCCUGUCCACUCAGCACCUGCAGGUCCACCCUCACACUACUCGCCCUCGGUGACUCUUGUCUUGACUGUCACACGCGAAGCAGUUGACAUGUCGGUCGACUGUCCGCCAUUCCAGAAGAGCGGGUAGACCAGGCGCUCCAAAAUAAUUGUAGGCUUGCAGCGAACGGACGUUUCAGUCAAAGUCAGGGUUUUUGGCCACGCUGUUUGCAACAGGUUACUUAGACUUAGGGAUCGAUAGUCACGGGUCAGGUCAUAGCCUACACUCUACAAAGGCAUAGGCCAGCUUUACUUCUUUCUUACAUCGUUAACUUUACGUAACGUCGUUGCCUGCUUCGAUCGAUGUAGUAUUAUCCAGACACUGAGGCUGAGGCAUAAGAUUGAAGAAUCGUAUCGGUGUAGACCUAUGAGGGUCACGGUGUGUGGUGAAGGCUGAAGGAAACAGCCCCACGGAGUGCCCGCAGUCACUGGUGCUAAGGUGGUAAGCGAACGAGGCUGCUGCUGUAUCGACUCGUCCCAUUGCAAGUGGACGUGUGCCUGACGGUGCCGUGCCGGCCAUUUGCCACUCAACUGGCAAGAAUCUCGGACGCGCUCGGCGGCUGAAGGAGUCAGCACGUGGUCGCUAUGCCACAGUCGGUGUCGUUCAAGCUCUCGGACUUCGUGGCCAAGAACGAGUUGCCAUGCACGGUGACUGUGACCCGUGGCUACAGCCACGGCUCAGCCGACGAAGAGGAGUCGAUAAGCAACGGAGAGGUGAUCACGCUGCACACCGUUAGAGAUUUGCAGGUAAUUCGUGCAACAGAUCACCUGGACCGCGACGUCACCCUACCCGCAGUUCAUGGUGACAGCAAGUUUGAACUGUUGCCUGAAAACCCUCGCCUAGACAAAGUGAUUUACGACACAUUCCUGGACAUGAUUGUCGACCCCAACAUGCCUCAAAAGGUACGAGUUACAGCGGCUGUGGAUAGCGGUGACGAUGACACAAUCUACGAGGAUGACAUCUUGGAAAUGCUCACCGUGGCGGGGAAUUCCCAGUCUGGCAGCGGUGACAAACGCUGCAUCGUGCUGAAGAAUCAAUUCGGCGAGAAACUCACACUGCCGCUGUCCACGCCGGGAAAGUUCAGCACACACAUCGACACUAAGCGCUAUAGCAUGCUGGAGGUCCUGGACAAGUUCAAACUUCCCGUGCGCGUUCUGCAGGUGAAUACCGUGCCGGGUCAGAGCAAGUCGUCCGGUCACAACAAGUUCAGACUGGACAAGCGACAGGUCGAGACUAGCGUCCUAGCCACAGUGAACAAAGAGCUUAUUUACCUACCACUGGAAUGUGAUAUCGAGGUGUGUCUUCUCGCAUCACCUACCGUUACAAAUGUACCUCCGCCAGAGAUAUCGAUAACGACCGAUGAUGAACCAGCACCGGAGCCAAUCGCCACCGCUGAUGAUUCAGCUGGCGGCGAAGGACAGCUCGCAGGGUCAGCGCUGACCAUGAGCAUUAGUGCGCCGGAGGGUUGGAAUAGUGCGAGCAGCUCCGCAAGAUCUAGCGACGUGUUUGAUGACAGUACAACGCUCAGCACGAUGGCACUGCUCAGCGAGCGAGACAAGGAGCGCAUUCGAGUUGGCUCCAUCCGCCGCUUUGGCAGCCAGUCGAACUUGAGGGAAGAAGCAUCGUCACCGGAGAUGGACGAGGACGUCAGCAGACAGCCACAGAGAGCGCUGGAGCUGAUAGAGCAACUGCAGGAGAAGACCGCUGAGGCCAUUCGCCUCCAGGAGUGGUGCAACAAGUGGCAGGCCAAGUGCCAGCGGCUGGAAGCGCAGACGCAGCACAUUCGCAAGUCCAUGGACGAAUCGGAGCGGCGCGCGCUAUUCUGGCGCCACCAGGUCCAGGCCAAGAUGCCGGUGACUGAGAGUAUACUGCGAGAUAUGGACCAGUACCAGAAGACAGGGGACCGCAAGCACAUGGGCAGACUGCCGAGCUGGAGUGAUGACAAGUUCACCUACACCUCGGCACUGAGUGCGCUGACAAACGCCAACACUACUGCACCGACACCGACGCAGACAGCACCAGUACAGCAGCCGCAGCAGAAGCAGGAGGACAUGGACGCCACAGGACUGAGCAUCCAGCAAAUCCAGGCGCUGCUCAAAGCACUGAACAUGGCAGAGUACUGUCAGGUAUUUCUGGACGAACAGAUCGACGGAGGUCUUCUGCUGGAUUUGCCCGAGGACUCCCUCAAGACCGAUUUGGCCAUAACAAGCCUCUUACAUCGCAAGAAGCUGCUCCGUGCAUUGAAGGGCCUCGGCCCAGCUUCUCUAAGAGAGCUCGUAUCAAGUUGAUCACAACCUGUACUCGAGUGAUUGAUGAAGAGCUGAGAUGGUUUGAACAUUCGGGCCAGAGCUAUCUGACACCAAUAUGUAAUGACAGAAAGUCAGGAUCUCAAGUGUGGCGUGCCCAUCCGUUGCUAUGCAAGACGUGGUCUUGCGAUCACCGCAGCAAUUGAGCACAGACACCGAGGCCAGGCAAUGUGCCAACAGCCAGAUGAACGCAGAGACUACUUCGCGGGGAAACACGAGAAACAACACAGGUUGCUUCGAUCAGUUACAUCAUGCAGUGAGUGCAGGUCACCCCACACUGCAUGGAGAGCAUUAUCAUUCCGAGAGAUGAACGAAAUAAGCUGCUUGACUGGUACGUUCACCUCUACUUCCAGCAAAAUUACAAACAUUCAUCAGAUACUUUCCUUCUCAGCAGUUUCUUACUUGAAAGAAUGACUCGCUAUUUUCAUUAAAAACGUGUGGUAGAAGUGUUCCA
This is a messenger RNA of Sycon ciliatum, 2928 nucleotides long. RefSeq lists its product as uncharacterized. Gene Ontology annotation, molecular function: protein binding. The record is from RefSeq and is a predicted model, not a curated record. The transcript is spliced from 3 exons. The coding region runs from base 753 to 2456 and encodes 567 amino acids. NCBI's taxonomy places the organism in Eukaryota, Metazoa, Porifera, Calcarea, Leucosolenida, Sycettidae.